UAGUUUGAAAUGCAAACAGUUGAAGAUCAGGCCGAAAAAGAUGCUCUCAUCCAUCUUAGAGGUGGUCCGCUAGAUAGUCCUUUAUGGGAUCCAGAACCAACAAUUCCUGUUAUACCAGUGAUUAAACCACAACCAUGGGAACUGAGUACACUAAUAUUUGAUACAUGCUUCUAUGCAAUCUUAGCCAUUAUUAUACUAGGACAAAUUUUAAUUAUUUAUAGAGUAUGCUAUAAAUAUUUUGGUCAUUUAUUCAGAAAAUUUAUACUCACUGAAACAUCACAGUCAUUGGAAUUAGAAGAUUGGAAUAAAAUUCAUAUUGCAAAGUAUACACCAAAUACUGUAGAAUAUGUUAAAGAAUCACCUGAGAAGUAUUAUUUUCUAGCUGAAGAUUAUAAAGAAUUAUUGAGAAUAUUGAAUUUUAUUGAUGAGCAUAGUCGUGUAUAAUGAGUUGUUUGUUAGUUAACCAAUCUGUUAAAUCUAUAAAAG
Trichobilharzia regenti is the source of this 486-nucleotide messenger RNA. The record is from the annotation of a GenBank genome assembly. Lineage: Eukaryota; Metazoa; Platyhelminthes; Trematoda; Strigeidida; Schistosomatidae.